UGGGUUGAUCGAAUCGCAAGUAUUGGUUAUAAUAAGAUAUCACAAACAUCUACAAAAUUCCAAAUCGGACAAAUUCUAAUCGCUUAAGUGCGGCUCGUUGGACAAGAGAGAAACGAAUAAGUAGCAUAGUGAGUGUGGAUUGCGCGCAAACUAUCGGACAAAAUAAUAAAAACGUUUUAAGCAUUCAUUUUAAGCAAGAAAGUGUGUGAAAAUGUCAACCAAAUCUCGACGCGCUGGCACCUCGACGCCCCAGCCGGGCAGCACUUCGACCCCACUGCCGCCCUCUAGUUCGCAGCCACAAGGGCAGCCGGCUUCCAGUCCAUUGAGUCCUACGCGUCAUUCGCGUCUGCUGGAAAAAGUUGAGCUGCAAAAUCUAAACGACCGCUUGGCUUGUUAUAUUGACCGCGUGCGUAAUUUGGAGACGGAGAAUUCACGCCUCACUAUUGAAGUGCAAACCUCCCGUGAUACGAUCACACGUGAGACCACGAACAUCAAGAACAUCUAUGAGGGGGAGCUGAUGGAUGCUCGUCGUGUGCUGGAUGAGACUGCUAGAGAUCGUGCCCGUCUUGAGAUGGACAUAAAGCGCCUGUGGGAGGAGAAUGAAGAGGUCAAGGCCAAACUUGAAAAGAAGACCAAGGAGUGCAGUACUGCAGAGGGCAACUCCCGCAUGUACGAGUCUCGUGCUAAUGAGCUGAACAACAAAUACAGCCAAGCCAACGCUGAACGCAAGAAGGCCGUUGAGGACCUAAACGAUGCGCUUAAAGAAUUGGAACGUUUGCGAAAACAAUUGGAAGAUGCCCGUAAACAUUUGGAGGUGGAAACAUUGGCACGCGUUGAUCUGGAAAACGCCAUCCAAAGCUUGCGUGAGGAGCUGGCCUUUAAGGAUCAAAUUCACAACCAAGAGAUCAAUGAAUCGCGUCGCAUUCGUCAAACCGAGUACAGCGAAAUUGAUGGGCGUUUAUCCUCCGAAUACGAAGCCAAACUGCAGCAAUCACUGCAAGAGCUCCGCAACCAAUAUGAGGAACAGAUGCGCAACAAUCGUGACGAUAUUGAGGCAUUGUAUGAGGCUAAGAUUCGUUCACUGCAGGAUGCAGCAGCCCGCACACACAAUACAUCACAUAAAUCGGUUGAAGAAUUGCGUAAUUCACGCAUUCGUAUUGAUGGCCUUAAUGCGAAAAUUAAUGACCUGGAGUCGGCCAAUGCGGCCUUUAAUGCACGCAUUCGCGAACUGGAACAACAGCUGGACAAUGAGCGUGAACGUCAUAGCAAUGAUAUAAGUUUAUUGGAAAAGGAACUACAGCGUAUGCGCGAGGAAAUGGCUCUUCAGUUACAAGAAUAUCAGGAUCUCAUGGAUAUCAAGGUUUCUUUAGAUUUGGAAAUUGCCGCCUACGACAAACUACUGGUGGGGGAGGAGGCCCGUUUAAACAUCACACCUGUCAAUGCGGCCACUGUUCAAUCAUUUAGCCAAUCGCUCCGCUCCACGCGUUCAACCCCCUCUCGUCGCUUGGGAUCGGUAGCACAUAAGCGCAAACGUGCCGUCGUCGAAGAAUCGGAGGAUCGCAGCGUUUCUGAUUUCUAUGUUUCGGCCAGCGCUACGGGCAAUGUCGAAAUCAAGGAAAUAGAUCCUGAGGGCAAAUUUGUGAAGCUCUACAACAAAGGCACCGAGGAAAUUGCCAUUGGUGGCUGGCAAUUGCAGCGAUCCAUUAACGACGGCGGUCCCGCUACCACUUACAAGUUCCAUCGCUCAGUCAAAAUCGAACCGAAUAGCUUCGUGACCGUAUGGUCUGCCGAUACCAGAGCCAACCACGAGCCACCGGCGAACAUUGUUAUGAAGCAACAAAAAUGGAUAACCGGCGAGAAUACUAAGACAAUUCUGCUAAACAGCGACGGCGAACACGUUGCCAAUUUAGAUCGACUGAAGCGAGUGGUCUCCACCCAUGUGUCAAGCUCACGUCGUCGCCGCAGCGUCAGUGCUGUUGAUGGCAAUGAGCAGCUUUAUCAUCAGCAAGGCGACCCCCAACAGAGCGGCGAGAAGUGCGCGAUUAUGUAAAGAAAAUUAAAUAUUAAACAGACAAACACGCAAACACACACACACAGGAUUAUAACAAUCAUCUGAUAAGUUAAUUUGUUGUGUGCUACAUAAGCAGUUACACCUAAUUUAGAACAUAAUUUGUAAACCUGUUUUCAGCAGUUGAAUUUUUUUCGUCAUAUCCCAUUUCUAGCCAGUACACACACACACCCUCCGAAUUAUUUGUUUAUAUAGUAGUUUCUCUGUUUUGGUGUUUUCGAAUUGACUAUAACAAAAAUUAACGUUUCCUGUUUCACGUUUAAAAUUAGUAACUAAACAUCUAAUCGACUUAUUAGAAAACUUCGAUUGUAAACUUUAUUUGGUAUAUAAAAGCUCAAAAAUAUACCACCUAAAAUUUACAAUUUUUCCGUUCUAUAUUUUUUAAUCAUCCUAAAUUCUUUAAAAACCAUGAAAUAAAUAUUUCAUUAUUUUUAAAGCAUUUAGAGAUCUGACUCAUCCAUCAAGUACAAUAAGCAUAUUUACAAAAUCAGUUUAUCCAACCUAAGUCCUUACCAUAUUUAUUGAAAUAUUUCUUUGUACCAAGAACAUAAAGUACAUUUACAAACAUAACAAAUGAAAGGCCGCAAUAUAUUAAAAAAAAGAAAACGUCAAAUUCUUAGGAAAUUAAAUGUAAAAUGUCUUGGCUUUGUAGAAAUUAGAUGUGGAAAGGUGAUCCUUCCCAUUUUUUACUUUCCUGUCGAACGAAACCGGUUUAUAAUCCAAGAACAAAAUAAGUUCAUAUAUGUAUGGUAUGUAUGUAUGCAUAUACAUACAUACUUAUCUACAAGAAAAAAGCUCAAAUGUGCAGCAUUUUACAUAUGCAGAUGGGGUGUGGUCUCCGUUUAAUGCGACGAUCAGCUGCCCCCAAACUAUUUUAAAGCGCAGAAUAGAAUUGAAAACAAAUUAUUUUCUAAGUACGUUUAUAUAAUUUAACUUUGAAACAAAUAAAAAGGUUUAAACAUACAA
Messenger RNA from Scaptodrosophila lebanonensis, 3034 nucleotides. RefSeq names its product lamin Dm0. The record is from RefSeq and is a predicted model, not a curated record. Lineage: Eukaryota; Metazoa; Arthropoda; Insecta; Diptera; Drosophilidae. The transcript has 5 exons. The coding region runs from base 212 to 2050 and encodes 612 amino acids.